AUCGUUUUAAGCAGGUGUAUGUCUUCGCAUUUCCGGUAUCUAUCCCAGACGAACGAUUCUGCCGAUUUGACAUUACAUCUAAAAGUUAGCGGUGGAACAUGUCUGUUAAAUGUCACAUAAUUUAUUAGAAAUAAUAUAGUUCGUAUUACCACUGUAUUCUGUAAAAGCUGUAUUUGCGAGUUAUCCAUAUCAUUUUCACGGGCAAAGCUAAAGCUAGCUAAAGCGGUGUGUCAGUAAUAGGGGCUAGUGUACAGGAAAAAAACACCUUAGUCCGUGUUAACUUAGCUAUCAAGUCAUGGCCACUCGGCGUCUGACAGAUGCCUUCUUGUUAAUGCGGAACAAUGCAAUCCAAAACCGGCAGAUAUUGGCUGAGCAAGUGAGUACAAACGACCCCCGUCUGAGUACACGUAGCAAUGCUGCGGAGCUUGAUGAGUUGGCUGAUGAUCGGAUGGCGCUGGUGUCGGGAAUCAGUCUGGAUCCCGAAGCGGCCAUCGGCGUCACCAAGAAGUUGCCCCCCAAAUGGAUCGAGGGCAUUGAUGAGAUCCAGUAUGAAAUCUCACGGGUUCGACAGAAGAUGAAGGACCUGGCGUUACUUCACGACAAGCACAUGAAUCGACCCACACUGGAUGACAGCAGUGAAGAAGAGCACGCCAUAGAGAUCACUACACAGGAGAUCACACAGAUGUUCCACAGAUGCCAGAGAGCCGUAACAGGCCUGCAGUCUCGCUGUGGCCACUGCACUGAGCAGGAAGAGAGGCUACUGAGAAACGUGGUCUCGUCUCUGGCACAGAGUCUGCAGGAGCUGUCCACCAAUUUCAGGCACACACAGUCCAGUUACUUAAAACGAAUGAAGAAUCGUGAGGAGCGAUCAAAGCACUUUUUUGACUCGGGGCCGCUAAUGGAAGAGGACGAAGAGCUAGCUGUGUAUGACAAGGGCUUUACAGACGACCAACUGAUGUUGGUGGAGCAGAACACAGUCAUGGUUGAAGAACGAGAGCGCGAGAUCCGACAAAUAGUUCAGUCCAUUUCAGAUCUGAAUGAGAUUUUCCGGGACUUGGCCACCAUGGUGGUCGAGCAGGGCACCGUCCUCGACAGAAUCGACUUCAACGUGGAACAGGCGUGUGUCAAAACGGAAGAUGGCUUAAAACAGUUACAAAAGGCGGAACACUAUCAGAAGAAAAACAGAAAGAUGCUGGUCAUUUUGAUCCUCUUUGUUAUAGUCAUCAUUCUAAUAAUUAUUCUCUUUUCAACCAAGUUUAAAUCUUAAAAUCCCUUUGACUGUCUUUGUGAGUGUUUGUUGUGGAAUCUGUGAACUGCUCCAACAAAGCUACACACGGCCCUUCACACCGUAAGUCUGUUUUCUGGUGUGCUCUAUAGGCUAUACAGAUAUUUUUUUAAUCUUAAGUUCAAAUCAGCAGUAUAUGGAGCUGUGGCUGGCGUCUAAAUGGCCUUGGCUUAUACUUGACCGUGUUGGCAUAACUGUCUGUCUUUUAUCAGGGGUGAAGACCUUAUAGCAUAUGGAUGGACAAGCAUGUUACAUUGUUUAAAGCGAGGUGUGAAAAUUGGUAGAGAAACGUAACAGGGAUUAUGGAUUGUUUCGGCACGGUAUUUUUUUGUCAAAAUACUGUGUCGAUUGUUCCCUACUUAAAUAUUCCUACGGUUAAAGGACCACUCGAUCAUUUCAUCUGAUAACGCUGAUGUGUUUGGAACUACCGCUGCUUGCCUGAUGAAGCUAGGCAGCCGGCUUAUUUUAAAUUCACUCAUUUAACAACUGCUGCAUUUGUCCGAAAUGAUUGAAACUGUUUUGUUUUCAUGGUUCAUGCAUUGUUUUUUUUUUUUAAACUGCAGUUUGCACAUACUUGAGGCCUGAGCAUAAGGAAGGUGUUGUUAUGAACGUAAUACUACUGUCAUCUGUAUGAUGAAAAGAAUUAUUUAUUUUUU
This is a messenger RNA of Doryrhamphus excisus (bluestripe pipefish), 1941 nucleotides long. It is a transcript of the gene stx16, whose product is annotated as syntaxin 16. Lineage: Eukaryota; Metazoa; Chordata; Actinopteri; Syngnathiformes; Syngnathidae. Gene Ontology annotation, molecular function: SNAP receptor activity; SNARE binding. Gene Ontology annotation, biological process: vesicle-mediated transport; intracellular protein transport; vesicle fusion. The record is from RefSeq and is a predicted model, not a curated record. Gene Ontology annotation, cellular component: membrane; SNARE complex; endomembrane system.